AUGAGUGUCUCAUCACUACGGAAUUGUAUCGGCAAUUCUGUCACCAAGACAGCCGGUGUGCGAUAUGCAUCAACGACCUCGGUGACUGCGAGACAGCCACCGAAUCGUCCAGAACAUGGAGAGCAAAUAUAUGUUUACAAUCAUUUACAGACGAAUCAGGUUGUUUACUCACUUACUAAAGGAAUGAAUAACAAUGCAUCUCUCGCCCAACUCCCAUACAAUGGCAAAAAAACCCGCCCCGCCGCCCUCCGCAAAGACCACUGGCAUCCCAUGGCCCUAAUAACGUUUCCGCCAGGGACCUCCUCCUCUGGCCUCAGCGCCUUCCAAAAACUUCGCGAAUUUCGCAAACGACACGAAUUAUCCUGGGACCCUACUUCCCCGCUCUUCAAGCGCAUCCCCGGACCCAACGAAACAGACCAUCAAAAAUCCAAAACUCAUUUGGCGUCUAAACUUCGUUCUCGCAAGAUUAAUGAUCAAAAAGCUAAUACUGUCGCUGAUAUGGCCGCUGUUUUAAAAGAAAUUAGAUAUGGAAGUGAGAGAAUAGGUUUAGAAGGAAUAGGCAAAGAGGGCAUUGUGGAAGUAAAAUGGAGCGAUCUCGCAGACGCAAGUUACGCAGGUGAAGGAUCCGACGUAUGGGGCGAAGCUGUUCUUCACGAUACAUUACCGUGGGAUCGCAAUAAUCGGGAAAUCCGCAAGAAACAAGCCCUCAGCACCGAAGAACAAGCCGAAUGGAAAGCUGCGCGCCAAGCUAAAAAAGAAGCAAAUGAAGAAAAGAAGAGGAAGAACAGAGAGCUACUUGAACAAAAUAUGAGAUUAAGAGAAGAGAGAUGGGCAAAACAUCUAGCGCUGAUGGAAAGUCAUCGCGCAAUGGGAAAGGGUCCAAAAGUUCUACCAACAAGGAUUAGACAAUCUCCACAAGAAAACUGGCAGCAGGCAAGACAAGCACAACUGGAAAAAUUAGCAUGGAUGGAACGAACGGGUGGAUCAGAAGCGGGAUAUAAAAAAUCUCUUGAAGCUGAGACAGUGGAUGCGAUCAAGACACAGGAAUUAAAGCUUGAAUCUGAACCUGGAGCUGAACCAUUGGGUUUAGGAGAGGAGCCAAAGGAAGUUCCCGCUACUAAGAUUAUUUAA
Sclerotinia sclerotiorum 1980 UF-70 is the source of this 1131-nucleotide messenger RNA. RefSeq lists its product as hypothetical. Gene Ontology annotation, molecular function: DNA strand exchange activity; single-stranded DNA binding; structural constituent of ribosome. Lineage: Eukaryota; Fungi; Ascomycota; Leotiomycetes; Helotiales; Sclerotiniaceae. The transcript is spliced from 2 exons. The record is from RefSeq and is a predicted model, not a curated record. Gene Ontology annotation, biological process: DNA recombination; positive regulation of mitochondrial DNA replication. Bases 1 to 1131 code for a protein of 376 amino acids. Gene Ontology annotation, cellular component: mitochondrial large ribosomal subunit; nucleus.